Manihot esculenta (cassava) is the source of this 1418-nucleotide messenger RNA. Its product is annotated as U-box domain-containing protein 28. Lineage: Eukaryota; Viridiplantae; Streptophyta; Magnoliopsida; Malpighiales; Euphorbiaceae. The record is from RefSeq and is a predicted model, not a curated record. The coding region runs from base 59 to 1291 and encodes 410 amino acids. Gene Ontology annotation, molecular function: ubiquitin protein ligase activity. Gene Ontology annotation, biological process: protein ubiquitination. The transcript has a single exon.
ACACGUCUCUCUCUCUCUCUCUCUGUGUCUGUGAGAGAACCAAAGAAGAAACGGAAAAAUGGGCAGAAACGAACUGUACAUAACCGUACCCAACCUCUUCCGCUGCCCCAUAUCUCUUGACGUAAUGAAGUCUCCUGUAAGUCUCUGCACCGGAGUCACAUAUGAUCGCUCCAGUAUCCAGCGCUGGCUAGACACCGGACAUGACACCUGUCCCGCCACCAUGCAGGUCCUGGCCACCAAGGACUUUGUUCCCAAUCUCACUCUCCAUCGACUUAUCAACCUCUGGACACAAUCCUCCACUCGCCGCCCUGACUCCGGCCACUCUACGCCAACGGCCACCACGGUCUCGGACCAGCAAGUUGGGAUAUGGAUUGAGGAUAUUAAGAGGUUAAAACACGAAUCGCUGGUGAAGAUUGUGGAGUUCUUGAGAUAUUCUGAAGACAAUAGAGUAUUUUUUGUCCGCUUUGAUGGCCUUAUAGAGGAGAUUAUCGUUGUUUUGAGUAGAGACGAAGUAGAGAUUCAGAUUUUGGAGUUGAUUGUUCGGAUUUUGGAUUUGAUUUUGCUUCAAAAUGGAAUCAGGGAAAACGUACACAGAUUACUCUUCAAAAACAAUCAAAAUUGCUUAUCUUCGUUUCUUUCCGUUAUCCAAAAUGGAAAAUCCAAAUCCAAAAUCCAAGCCGUUAGAGUUCUGGAGUCAAUUUCGAUCAAUAACGAAUCGAAACGCUUGGUUGCAGAAACGCAAAAUCUCAUGCUAGUUCUUUUCCAUCUCCUCAAAACAGAGAACGAUCCGGCCUUGCACGACUCAGUUUUAUCUCUCUUGAUUUCUCUCACCGUAACUCGCUCAAUCAAGAACCAGCUGAUCCAGCAUGAACUCGUUGAAGUUCUAUCCAAGACCCUCUGCAACAAAAACGUGGCCGUUUCACUCGUAGAGAAGUCCUUAAAACUGUUAUCAAUCGUUUCGACGUGCACGGAAGGUCGAAAUGCGAUAAGCGAGGACCCGAAAUGCGUGGAGUGUAUAGUAGAGAGAUUAAUGAAGUUGCCAAAAACGGCAAGGGAGGAUGCCGUAGUGGUGCUAUGGAGUUUGUGCUGGUCGUUGAGGGACGGGAAGGUGCAGGAGAAGGUGAUGAGGAGCAAUGGAUUGACAAAGUUGUUGGUGGUGAUGCAGAGUGAAGGGGAAGGGAAUGUGAGGAGGAUGUGUGCGGAUUUGGUGAAGGUUUUGAGAGUUGGGUGCAAGGAUGGUGGGGCGGUGAUGAGCUAUGAGACCAAAACGACACAUAUCAUGCCUUGUUAGAUCUGUAACGUGCCGUAGUUGAUUUUUGAUUUUGAUUAUAUUAGGGAGGAUGUGAAUUGGGAAUUUUGUUGACACUUAACAUACAUACAAGAAAAAAAAAACAGGAAUGGAAAUUCUUUUCUAACUU